AUGAUAGGAGUGACCAUAGGAGUGACGAUAGGAGUGACCAUAGGAGUGACGAUAGGAGUGACGAUAGGAGUGACGAUAGGAGUGACCAUAGGAGUGACGAUAGGAGUGACCAUAGGAGUGACCAUAGGAGUGACCAUAGGAGUGAUGAUAGGAGUGAUGAUAGGAGUGACCAUAGGAGUGACGAUAGGAGUGAUGAUAGGAGUGACCAUAGGAGUGACGAUAGGAGUGAUGAUAGGAGUGACCAUAGGAGUGAUGAUAGGAGUGACCAUAGGAGUGAUGAUAGGAGUGACCAUAGGAGUGAUGAUAGGAGUGAUGAUAGGAGUGACCAUAGGAGUGACGAUAGGAGUGACCAUAGGAGUGAUGAUAGGAGUGACCAUAGGAGUGAUGAUAGGAGUGACCAUAGGAGUGAUGAUAGGAGUGAUGAUAGGAGUGACCAUAGGAGUGACGAUAGGAGUGACCAUAGGAGUGAUGAUAGGAGUGACCAUAGGAGUGAUGAUAGGAGUGACCAUAGGAGUGAUGAUAGGAGUGAUGAUAGGAGUGAUGAUGGGAGUGAAAAUAGGAGUGACGAUGAGAACGAUGAAGGUACACGAGGCGAACAGCUCGCUCCUGAAUGAUCGCGUAUUAGCCAUUGAAUUGGGCAAGGCGGUUUCCGGCCUCACAAGAAAAGUCAACAUCACUUUUUUCCACCAAAAUUCAUCAUUGGUAGGAGGCUCUAACCCAAUCUGGAACUCAUCGGGAUGUAGCACUGAGCAAGUGCACAGGGAGAUUGUGUGCUCCUGCGAUCACCUGUCCUUUUUCGCUGUUUUACUGGCAGGUAAUGGUACCCAGGUGUCCGGACUGCUGAGCUCCUACUCCAUCUGGCUCCUCACCCUGCUGUCCCGGAUCGGGUGUGGGGUGUCUGUGUGCUGUCUCGCUUUGGUCAUCGCCUUCCAUGCAAUAUACAGGUGGCAUAAUUCUGAGCAUUCUCUCAGUAUCCACAUCCACCUUUGUGUGGCGCUGCUGGGCCUGAACCUUUCCUUCCUCGCCAACGACAGCAUGACCUCCCUAAACAACCACGGAGUCUGUAUCUUCAUCGCCGCGGCGACGCACUACUCCCUCCUCUGCACCAUCACCUGGUUCGCCAUAGAGGGCUUUCACCUCUACUGGCUCGUAAUCCGUGUCUUCAACAUCUACAUCAGGAGAUACCUGCUCAAGCUGGCUCUGGUGGGCUGGGGGUUACCUGCAGUGGCUGUCAUAUCGAUCCUAAGCUGCGGAAAGUAUGGGAAGUACAACAUUUACCAGCUUGAGGGUGGCGCAGUAACAAUGUGUUACCUGCCUGAAUCGGUACUGCUCAGCACCACCUUCAGCUUCUUCGCCCUGGUGGUCCUGCUGAACCUGCUGGUGUUCGUGGCAGUGACUGUGCAUGUUGUGCGUGCGCGGAGGCUAAGCCCCGCCCAGCAGGAGCGGCACAUCACCCGGAAGGACAUAUUCAGCCUGAUGGGGGUCUCCUGGCUUCUGGGGCUGUCCUGGGGGGUGCUGCUCUUCCCGGUCAGCCCUCUGAAGGAAGUCAUCUUUUACAUAUUCUGCAUCCUUAACUCCCUCCAUGGUGUCUUUGUGUGCGUGCGCUAUUUCACUCUCCACCGCCGGCCGAAGGAAUCCCCCGGGACCAUGCUGUCAACAGUAACCACCACCACAGACAGCGUCGCAAGUGCCUCCGUCAACAAUAGGGAACGUACCAAAAAUAUAUACAACUGA
Conger conger (European conger) is the source of this 1734-nucleotide messenger RNA. RefSeq names its product adhesion G protein-coupled receptor G3-like. Gene Ontology annotation, molecular function: G protein-coupled receptor activity. Gene Ontology annotation, biological process: cell surface receptor signaling pathway; adenylate cyclase-activating G protein-coupled receptor signaling pathway. The record is from RefSeq and is a predicted model, not a curated record. Gene Ontology annotation, cellular component: membrane. NCBI's taxonomy places the organism in Eukaryota, Metazoa, Chordata, Actinopteri, Anguilliformes, Congridae. The transcript has 9 exons. Bases 1 to 1734 code for a protein of 577 amino acids.